Molecule: messenger RNA, 242 nt
Organism: Scutellospora calospora
Lineage: Eukaryota; Fungi; Glomeromycota; Glomeromycetes; Diversisporales; Gigasporaceae
Source: the annotation of a GenBank genome assembly
GCUAUGAACUUUUGGAAAACAGCACCAUUCUUGUUCUAUCUAAACUUAUAGCAGCAGAUGACUUAUCAGUAAAUGAAAAUGAGGAAGAUCUUGUAUCUGAAAAUAGUAGUGCAGAUAAUGAACCUGAAGAUAGUUCUCUGAAAGAAAUUUAUGUUGAACAGACAUUUACCUCCUUUGACAUACUUGAACAAUAUCUAAAACGUUAUUCAACUAGAAUAGGAUUUAAAACAAAAAUAGUGUGA